This is a messenger RNA of Leguminivora glycinivorella, 1395 nucleotides long. Its product is annotated as carbohydrate-responsive element-binding protein-like. Bases 116 to 1237 code for a protein of 373 amino acids. The transcript has 2 exons. NCBI's taxonomy places the organism in Eukaryota, Metazoa, Arthropoda, Insecta, Lepidoptera, Tortricidae. The record is from RefSeq and is a predicted model, not a curated record.
ACUAACGUGGUAUAAAAAUGUACCCGUGUGUUAAAAUCAUAGGUGUAGAUGACUUGAGCCACCUUAAAACUCUUCGAAAACUGGAUAUUUUUUGUUAAUAAUCUGUAACUACAAAAUGGCCUAUAGACCAUGGAUAUCGGCAAUUACAUUGUUAGUUGCUAUGAGGCCAGUGAACGUACAAUUCGCAAUGCCGAUGCCGGCAGUGCCGAUGUUCCAGCCGGUGCCGCCUCCGCCGCCCAUGCUCAUGAUGGCGCCACCGCCGCCGCCCGUACCUGUCCCUGUGCCCUACCCCGUCCCCGUACCUAUCAUAGUCACCAGAAAAACUACCACCACUACUACUACCACAACAACCCAAUCACCCAAUGAUGGCGGUGACGGAAAUGGUGAUGGACACUUUGCAAUUGCAUUCCCUUUGCCUUUCGGAUUCCCUGCACCAUUCAUGUUGCCACAAGCGCCUCCUCCGAGAUUCUGCAACGACAAACCGAGACCGAAGCAGUGCCCUCCUUGUCCACCGUGCGUUUGCGCUCCGAGCUGCACGCCUGCGUUUUACUCCUUUUGCUCCCCGUGUCAUCAGAAGUGCAGAUGUAAAAGUAGUGGCGAUACUCCCAAGCCUCAGCCUCCUAAACCGCCGCCACCCAUGCCCAUAGUACCGGCGCCUAUGCCUAUGUAUCCUAUGGUACCACCUAUGGUACCUCCGGCGCCAGGUCCUAUAUUCAUCUUUCCCUUGCCGCCCGCUAUGCCUUUCAGACGUCCACCGAGAAGAGUUCCCAUAGAAUCGGCGAGCGAAGUUAGUGAUACUGAUACUUCAGACAGUUCCUCGGACACAGAUACUGAUUAUAAUAAAGAUUGGCGACGUAGAAAGAGACGGAAACACAUAAAAAGCAAGCAACACAUAAAAAGCAGGCGACGUUUCAGUAACAUUAGGAAGAAUGCUAGAAGUUACGAAAGUAGCCAUGAUGUAGGAACAAUAGUUCAUGAAACCAAGCUUGUGAAACCGAUGUUAUCCUACAUAAGCAGGAACGGGAAAGUGAAAUUUGAGAAAAAGCUUAGCGAAGACGAUGCUAAACAUUUGAUGGGAACAGAUACAGAUAGAUCAAAAAGUGUGGAAUUUAAUAAUAAUGGUCGAAGAUCUGCUGUCAGGCCUGUCAGUUCUAAAGACACUAGAACUGUCAUAUUCAGUCCGCCGCCAAACAAGAAAAUUACUAAUCUCACAGUAUCUUUUGAUGUUGUUCAAUAAAUUAAUACAAUACAUCUUGUACAUAAUGGUAAAGCAAAAAUUUUGUAUAGAAAUUAUAUGUAUAGAACAGUUGGGUCGACCAAGUGCAUUUUGAAUCACACUAAAUAAAAAAUAGGGUGCAUGGGGAUGACAAACAGGUAUUAUCUAAGUUUUCUUAU